Scheffersomyces stipitis CBS 6054 is the source of this 1431-nucleotide messenger RNA. RefSeq names its product aspartate transaminase (gene AAT1). The record is from RefSeq and is a predicted model, not a curated record. The transcript has a single exon. The coding region runs from base 44 to 1363 and encodes 439 amino acids. Lineage: Eukaryota; Fungi; Ascomycota; Pichiomycetes; Serinales; Debaryomycetaceae. Gene Ontology annotation, cellular component: mitochondrion. Gene Ontology annotation, molecular function: pyridoxal phosphate binding; L-aspartate:2-oxoglutarate transaminase activity. Gene Ontology annotation, biological process: biosynthetic process; L-aspartate catabolic process.
CUACCCGUAGUACCCCUUCUUGUAUCCCAAGCCCUUAUAGAAGAUGUAUAGAACCUCGUUGCUCAAGCAGACUGCACGUCCUUCCGUCCGAGUCUCCACCAGACAAUUCUCAGUGCUCAACAACCAGGUCAGAAAGUGGAGCGAAAUCCCAUUGGCUCCUCCAGACAAGAUCUUGGGUAUCUCCGAAGCCUACAACAAGGACGCCAACACCUCCAAGAUCAACUUGGGUGUCGGAGCCUACAGAGACAACUCCGGUAAGCCUAUCAUCUUCCCAAGUGUCAAGGAAGCUGAAAAGAUCUUGCUUGCCAGCGAAGUUGAAAAGGAAUACACCGGUAUCACUGGUUCCAAGAAGUUCCAGAACGCCGUCAAGGGCUUUGUUUUCAACAACUCCGGCAAGGAUGUCAACGGUCAACAAUUGAUUGAACAAAACAGAAUUGUCACUGCCCAGACCAUCUCUGGUACUGGUUCCUUGAGAGUCAUUGGUGACUUCUUGAACAGAUUCUACACCAACAAGAAGCUCUUGGUUCCAAAGCCUACCUGGGCCAACCACGUUGCCGUUUUCAAGGACGCUGGCUUAGAACCAGAAUUCUACGCUUACUACGAGACUUCCAAGAACGACUUGGAUUUCGCCAACUUGAAAAAGUCCUUGUCUUCCCAGCCAGACGGCUCUAUUGUCUUGUUGCAUGCCUGUUGCCACAACCCAACUGGUAUGGACUUGACUCCUGAACAGUGGGAAGAAGUUUUGGCUAUUGUCCAAGAGAAGAACUUCUACCCACUUGUUGACAUGGCCUACCAAGGUUUCGCUUCCGGUAACCCAUACAAGGACAUUGGCUUGAUCAGAAGAUUAAACGAGUUGGUUGUCCAGAACAAGCUCAAGUCCUACGCCUUGUGUCAAUCGUUUGCUAAGAACAUGGGUCUCUAUGGUGAAAGAACUGGUUCUAUCUCCAUCAUCACUGAGUCUGCCGAAGCUUCUCAAGCCAUUGAGUCUCAAUUGAAGAAGUUGAUCAGACCAAUCUACUCCUCUCCACCAAUCCACGGUUCCAAGAUUGUCGAAAUCAUCUUUGAUGAGCAACACAACUUAUUGAACUCGUGGUUGCAAGACUUGGACAAGGUUGUUGGUAGAUUGAACACUGUCAGAUCCAAGUUGUACGAAAACUUGGACAAGUCCUCUUACAACUGGGACCACUUGUUGAAGCAAAGAGGUAUGUUCGUGUACACUGGUUUGUCUGCUGAGCAAGUUAUCAAGUUGAGAAACGACUACUCGGUCUACGCUACUGAAGACGGAAGAUUCUCCAUCUCUGGAAUCAACGACAACAAUGUCGAGUACUUGGCUAACGCCAUCAACGAAGUCGUCAAGCAGUAGACGUAUAGAUGGUCUGCUAUUUUUUCUACGAAUUCAUAAAUUAUAUAUCAAUAAAAUGACUUAUGGUU